UUCAAUAACUCUUCAGUUAUCUUCGUGCAGUUCAAUCGAAAAGUCAGCAAUGCCCAUUCAAAACGGAGACGGCACAAAAUUCGUCAAUUCACUCGCCCUCAAAGGCUUACUCGAGUUGCAUUUGGCGCAAGAUGUUCAAGUAAAAUCCUACACGGUCGAACCUGCGAGUCAUAUUCGAGGUCACGUGACACGAUCUGAGCUGAAUCGAGUUUACAUCAAUUUUUCCUCUUCUACGGCGAAACAGGAUGUUUUCAAAGUAAUCGCCAAGGUCAAACCCUUGAAGGGAACACUGAUCGAGGAAUUUGAAACGAGCGAUGCUUUUGAAAAGGAAACUUUGAUGUACAAAGUAGUCCUGCCUUCAUUGAAAGAAUUACUUGCAAAAUUCGCUGUGAGAUUAGACUUUGGCCCAGCGCUGAUUCAUUCAAUCACGUCACCGACGGAAGUUUUGUUCCUCGAGGAUUUAACGGAGACCGGAUAUUGCACGGAAUCAACUUCGUUAGGAUUGAAUUUUGAUCAAGCGAAAUUUGCGCUUGAGAAGUUGGCUUUUAUGCAUGCCGCGAGCGCCGUCAUCUUGCAAAAGUCACCUGAAGCAUUGGCCAAAUUCGAUAAGGGAACAUUCCAUCAAGAUUACCAAAGUAAACUUCAUUAUUUCACCGAAGCGUUCGAUUAUGUCGUUGAACAUGGGCGAGAUUUGGGCAUUGAUGCUUCAUUAUUGGCGAAAUUGAGAAGUUUACCCGCAAAUCUGACGAAAAAAGCUAUUGAGGUUUACAAUGACAAAAAUUGCUUCCAAGUUUUGAAUCAUGGUGACUUUUAUACGUCUAACAUUCUCUUCAAGUAUGGCAAAAAUGGGCAAUUAAUCGAUUGUGCUUUUGUCGAUUAUCAAAACUGCUUCGUGGGCUCCCCCGUAAUAGAUUUAAUCUAUUUCCUCACAACUUCCGUAAACGCCGAUGUCCUUGAAACGCAUCGUAAUGACCUUGUGUACGCUUAUCAUGAUUCGCUUGAUGUUGUUUUAACAACCCUUGGCUUCAAAGGUCAUAAACCUUCGUUACUUGAGUUACAAUUGGAGCUGUUGAAAAAGGGAGCUCUCGAAGUUAUCUUUACUCUCACUGCUGCUCCUUAUUUGAGAUCGACAGACAAGAAAAUCGUUCCAGCGAUCAUUCCUUCCUUGCAUAACGAUGGAGUCAACAAGGAGUUCAAGAGCAUUGGCGUGACACUUUUGAAGGAAAAUUCUGCCUUUUUGAAGGCUCAACUCGAGCGCUUUAGUCGUUUGGGUCUCAUGGAAUGGGGCGCCGUUGAGAAUAAAGUACGCGGAAUUUUGGGACGUUUUCAGAAAAUGGCAGCUUAACUGUAUCUAAAAGUUUUAUAUGACUUCGCUUUAUAGAUAAGCAGUUUGUUCGCUGUAAGGAAAAAAAAGUAUUUAAAAAAAAAUAAAUAUUUACUCACAUUUCACAAUUUCCAAGUCGUCAAGUGCUAUUUUAGUCAGUAGCUUAUAUUUGUGCGUGUCUAAAGUAAUGGCAACGCUAACCGGACAACUUCUGUAAUAAAAUAAAAUAAAAAAAGAAGAAGAGGAAAAUUGUAAUAAAAUGUCAAGUACGGGAAAUCUAUUUUAAAAUGAUCAAACAACAACAACAACAAACAGGGAGCGAAACAGAGGAAAUUACAUAAUAAAAAUCAAUAGCAUCCAUCUCCUACAUUGCUCCAAUUUAAUUUAGUUCGCUAGGCAAUUUUGUCGGAUAUUUAUAGGAAAACGAGAGAGAGUGAGGGAUGCGACGACAGACUUUGUUACUGUUUUAAUUGGUAUUUUAUACAGAUAAAAGGCGGAUAUUUUAGUGCAAAAAAAAAAAUGUUGAAAGGCAGAUAU
This is a messenger RNA of Culicoides brevitarsis, 1861 nucleotides long. RefSeq lists its product as uncharacterized. The coding region runs from base 50 to 1345 and encodes 431 amino acids. NCBI's taxonomy places the organism in Eukaryota, Metazoa, Arthropoda, Insecta, Diptera, Ceratopogonidae. The record is from RefSeq and is a predicted model, not a curated record. The transcript is spliced from 3 exons.